UCCAAGCAUAAUGGAAAAUCGCUUUGCUGCUCUCUGCUGGUUGGCUUUAUUGCUAUUCCCUUUGGUGGCUAGAUCUAAUGCACGGCCCUUAUACAUGCUCAUUGCCCCCAACACCCUACGUGUGGAUAGUGAGGAGACCAUUGUCGUGGAGGCUCAUGAGCACACAAGUCCGAUUGACAUUUUGGUCACCAUCCAGAACUUCCCCCAGAAGAACAUCAUCUUGAGCCGGGCUCAAGCCCGUUUGGAUCCUGAAUAUAACAUGAUGACCUCUGUAAAAAUAAAGAUACCCACCAGCAGUGUGAAGAAAGAAGGCCAGAGCAAGCAGCAUGUGUAUGUGCAGGCAACCAGCCCACUCUUCUCCCUGCAGAAGAUUGUGCCUCUUUCCUUCCAAAGUGGCUAUAUCUUUAUCCAGACAGAUAAACCCAUCUACACACCUGGAUCAUCAGUGAGGUAUCGGAUCUUCACCGUUGGACACACACUGGAUCCACAAAGCAAGGCUGUCACUACAGAAGUAGCGAAUCCAGAUGGGAUUGUUGUUGAGAGGAACUUGAUCUUAGUAGAAGCGAGUGGGAUCAUCACCCAGGUCUACAGAGUCCCUGAGCUCUCAUUAACUGGAACCUGGAAGAUUACUGCCAAGUAUGUGGAUGAUGACAUUCAGGAAAGAUUUACCACAGAACUUGAAAUCAAGGAAUAUGUGCUGCCAAACUUCGAGGUGACCCUGGAGUCCUCCAAAAAGUUCUUUUAUGUUGAUGACAAAGAGCUGAUUAUUGACAUCAGUGCUAGGUUCUUAUUUGGUGAGGACGUUCAAGGUCAGGCUUUUGUUAUCUUUGGAGUGAUAAUACAUAAGGAAAAGAAGAGCAUCAUUGAAUCUCUUAGCAGAGUCCCGAUAGAAGAUGGAAAAGGACGUGCAAAGCUCACCCAAGAAAUGUUGCAGAGGAAGUUUCCCAACCUCAGGGAGCUUGAGAAUCACUCCAUUUAUGUGUCUGUGACUGUGUUGACAGACACAGGAAGUGACAUGGUGCAAGCAGAGAAAUCUGGGAUCUACAUUGUACGCUUUCCCUACAAAAUUGAUUUCCCCAAAGCCUUCAAGUACUUCAAACCAGGGAUGCCUUUCUCCCUCAUGGUGGCUGUGAAAAAUCCAGAUGGCUCCCCAGCCCCUCAGGUACCUAUCCGCACCGUGAUGCCAGAAGGAGGCAUCAGCAUAUCACAGGAAGAUGGAACGGCCUACCUGGUGGUGAACACAGAACCUGAUGCUUCUCGUCUCUUCAUCAAGGUGAAAACAGCCAUCCCAGGCCUGGAGGACUCCCGCCAGAGCUCCGCAAACUGGCAAGCAGAUGCUUACCAAACGCCACAGGGAUCUGGGAAUUACCUCCUCCUCUCGGUGUCAGCUGCUGAACUCAAAGCUGGGGAUACCCUGUCUGUGUACUUCAAUCUGCAGAAUAACAAUCCAAGCACAGAACGCAAGAUCCACUAUUUUACUUACUUGAUCCUGAACAAAGGAAAGGUCUUCAAAGCUGGGAGGCAGCCCAGGCAGAUGGGACAAAAUCCAGUGAUAAUGUCUCUUCCCAUCACUCCGGAGCUCAUCCCUUCUUUCCGGAUUGUGGCUUACUACAAAGUAGGCUAUGAUGAAAUUGUGGCAGAUUCCAUCUGGGUGGAUGUCAAAGACACCUGUAUGGGAACGCUCAAGGUCACAGGGGCAACUGGACGAGACAACAAAGUACACCAGCCAAAAGAACGUGUGAAUCUCAAACUAAGGGGUGAUCCUGGAGCCAGAGUGGGCCUGGUUGCCGUUGAUAAAGCUGUAUAUGUUUUAAAUAAGAAGUCAAAACUCUCCCAAGCCAAGAUUUGGAACACUGUGGAGAAGAAGGAUAUUGGUUGCACAGCUGGAGGUGGCUUGGAUGUUGCUGGUGUCUUUGUGGAUGCUGGGCUGGUAGUGCAGACCAGUUCUAGGUUUGAGACAGAUCAGCCUUGCAGCUCCCAGCACCGCCGCCGCCGCCGCCGCUCAGUCAUCAUCUCAGAGAAGAAAGAAACCAAAGCCCAAGAAUAUCAGAAUCAGUUCCACCGGAAAUGCUGUCAUGAUGGAAUGCAAGAAAACCGUAUGGGCUAUUCCUGUGAUCGGCGAGCCAAAUAUAUCUUGGAAGGUCAGACGUGUAUUUCAGCCUUCCUUGACUGCUGCAAACACAUCUUUGAGACAUCUUUGACUGUGCAAAGUGAGCCCGUGUUCCAUUCAACGACAGCUCCUCAAAUAUCUUUCGUUGCCGUAAGCCAAAGCUUUCAAAUAGAAGAUCUGCAACUACAUAUGAAACCAAUGGCACCCUUCCUGUCAAGUGAUAUCAUUAUUGGAGAAGUUGAGAGAAUUAACUUGAGGGAAGUGGAGGAGGAGGAAGAAGAAGAGGAUGAUGAUGACAGCUUUGAGCUACCGGAAGAGAAGAUGAGGACCCACUUUGCUGAGAGCUGGCUAUGGAUGGAGGAAACCCUGCCACUGGAGGCAGAUUUGGAUGGGCUUUCUUCCAAAAAUGUUCCUGUAUACCUGAAGGACUCCAUUACUACCUGGGAGGUGUUGGCCAUCAGCCUCUCCCAGACAAAAGGUAUCUGCGUGGCUGACCCCUAUGACAUGAUGGUGAAGAAAGGUUUCUUUAUUGAUCUACGUCUUCCCUACUCUGUUGUGCGCAAUGAGCAGGUGGCUAUCCGAGUUGUAAUGUAUAACUACGAAAGAUGGAAUCUCAAUAUCCGAAUGGAACUGGUAUACAAUGAAAAAAUCUGCAGUCCCAGUACUCAGUCAAAGAAUUUCCGACAGCACUUUCUGAUCAAAGCUGAAACCUCUCGAGAUGCCACUUACGUCGUGAUUCCUCUGGAGCUGGGAGAAGUAGAAAUUGAAAUGCAAGCCGUCAUAAGGGGGCAGAGAGAAGGUGAUGGAGUAAGGAAAAAGCUCCGGGUGGUGCCUGAAGGGAUGAAAAUCUUCGAGACUGUCAAGACUGUCAUUCUAGAUCCAUCAGGUCAAGGGUCAGCUUCUGCGGAGCAGCUGGUGGAAAUUGCACCUGUAGACCUUGCCAAAGUAGUUCCCAACACUGAGCCAGUGAGACUCAUCAGUGUGACAGGAGACAUUGUGGGUGAGACAAUAGAGAACUCCAUUGAUGGGGCCAACCUAAAGCACCUCAUCCGGAUCCCCUCUGGUUGUGGGGAACAGAACAUGAUCGGUCUAACCCCCACAGUGAUUGCCACCCACUAUCUGGACAUUACUGAGCAGUGGCAGAGGAUAGGGUUGAACCAUCGUGAGGAGGCCAUCAACAUCAUCAAAAAAGGAUACACCCAGCAGCUAGCUUACCGGAAGAAGGACAAUUCCUAUGCAGCCUUCACAUAUCGGCCUUCAAGCACCUGGUUAACGGCGUACGUGGUAAAGGUCUUUGCCAUGGCUUCUGCUUUUAUUUCUGUUGACCGCCAGGUCCUCUGUGGGGCAGUAAAAUGGCUCAUCUUGGAAAAACAGUACCCUGAUGGUCGCUUCAAGGAAGAUGCACCUGUGAUUCAUGGGGAGAUGGUGGGUGGCUACCAAGGUUCUGAGAUGGCAGUGUCUCUGACAGCCUUUGUAGUAAUUGCUCUGCAAGAAGCCAAAGGCAUCUGCCAGAACCGUGUUACGCAGUUGGACAGCAGCAUCAGGAAGUCGGGAGACUACCUAACUCAAAAGCUGGACAGUCUUCAGAAAAGCUACACAGUUACCAUCACCGCCUACGUACUGUCACUGCUGGGGAGGGAAGUACCUGUCACAAAACUGACUGCCCUUUCAGCAGGAACCCACUGGCCUGACCCCAACUCCAAGCUGUACUCCAUUGAGGCCACCUCUUAUGGUCUGAUGGCUCUGCUCCAGUUGAAGAAGUUUGAUCUGGUCACCCCCAUUGCCCACUGGCUAACAGAGCAGAGAUUCUAUGGAGGAGGCUAUGGCUCUACCCAGGCAACAAUUAUGGUGUUCCAGGCACUAGCUCAGUACCAGGUGGCCAUGACAAAGAACAGGAAGAAUGACUUCUUGGCUAUUUCCCUUAAACUGCCAAAUCGCAAUACUUGGAUUCAGUGGCGAAUCAACUAUGAGAAUGCUAUCAUGACCCGGACUGAACAGACAAAAGCCACAGAUGGUUUCACUGUCUCUGUUACGGGAACUGGCAAAGGGACCCUAUCAGUCAUGACAGUGUAUUAUGCCCCUUUGAUAGAAGGGAUGGCCCCUUGCAAGAAGUUUGAUGUCACUGUCUCGGUGGAGGAGUCUUCUGUUGCCCAAAAGCCAGAGGGAGCCCUGGCUUCCCUGGACAUCCAGAUCUGCAUGAGAUUCCUGGGUGAAACUGAUGCCACCAUGACCAUUGUCGAUGUCUCCAUGCUGACAGGAUUCUCCCCAGAUGUGGAUGACUUACAAAAGCUAACGAACUAUGUUGACAAAUACAUAUCCAAGUAUGAAAUGGAUGAAGUCCUCUCUGAUAAGGGUUCCCUCAUCCUCUACCUGGACAAGGUGUCCAACCAAGAGGAUGAGUGCCUAAAAUUCAGAGUUCACCAGUACUUUGAAGUAGGUCUGAUCCAACCAGGAACAGUGACUGUGUAUGAGUACUAUUCAUUGGAAAACCGCUGCACAAAAUUCUACCAUCCCACCAGGGACGGAGCACUCCUGCGCACGCUGUGUCAGGAAGACACCUGCCGCUGCAUGGAAGAAAAAUGUGGCUUGAUGAAGACUUUCACAUCCAUACCUGACACUUCUGUGAGGAUUGCAGCGGCCUGUCAGCCAGUGGUGGAUUAUGUUUAUAAAGUUCACCUGGAUGCUAUUGAGCAAAAAGGCAUGUAUAACUAUUACUCCAUGAAGAUUGUGCAGGUAAUCAAGGAAGGAACAGACCAAGCCGUGGAGGGGAAGACCCGGCAGUUUAUUAGCCCCUUACUCUGCCAGGAGACACUGAGCAUGCAGGUGAACAGGGAAUAUUUGGUCUGGGGCCCCAGCAGCGACUUGUGGGAUCUUCAUCAGGAAAUGGCCUACCUGUUUACUAACAACUCCUGGAUUGAGCCAUUGCCCACCCACCAACAAUGCCAGCAAAGUGAUUCUCAACUGUUGUGCCAGCAUCUAGAGAACUUCAGCCGGCACAUGGAGGAAACAGGUUGCACAGUUUAGGAAGGAAGAGAUGUCCCUUUUUCCAUGUCCUGAGGAUUAUCCGGAAGAAUAAGAUACUUCCUUCUCAAAGAUAUCCACUACCCAUCCUGCAUGAUCAACAAGAAAUGGAGCUUUUUCCAAGAAACUUUCCACCAAAUGAAUUGAUCUGAGGCCCUAAAUAUGUAAUACAGGGGGCACUACUAAGUAGAGUUCAGUCAGCCAAUAGCAGUAUUUUGCUCAAAUCAAGGGUGCAACCUAUGUUUCAUUCCCUAAUACUUUUGUAGCCUGUUGGAGUUGCCCUAAUAAAAGUUAUAAGUUUU
Messenger RNA from Varanus komodoensis (Komodo dragon), 5433 nucleotides. Its product is annotated as venom factor-like. NCBI's taxonomy places the organism in Eukaryota, Metazoa, Chordata, Lepidosauria, Squamata, Varanidae. The coding region runs from base 11 to 5134 and encodes 1707 amino acids. The record is from RefSeq and is a predicted model, not a curated record. The transcript is spliced from 41 exons. Gene Ontology annotation, cellular component: extracellular region. Gene Ontology annotation, molecular function: protein binding; endopeptidase inhibitor activity.